AUGUCAUAUUUAAUUAGUUCAAUAUUUCGGCCUUCUGAAAUUACUGCUCUAAUAUACUACAAGUAUUAUCAAUCAACUCAUAUAUUACAAAUUGAUCCAAAAAAUAAACGCAAGAAAAGAUGUUAUGAAUUUUUGAGACAGACUUCUCGUUCUUACGCAACGCUAAUUCCAGAAAUUCACAAAGACUUGAGGGAUGAGGUUUGUAUAUUUUACUUAAUUUUGCGUGGUUUGGAUACAAUCGAAGAUGAUAUGACAAUUCCCAUCGAAAAGAAAGAGCCAUUGUUAAGAAAUUUUCAUGAAAUUAUUUUUAAAAAAGGAUGGACUUUUACAGAAAACGGGCCUGAUGAAAAAGAUCGACAGUUGCUUCUUGAAUUUAAUAUUGUAAUUGAUGAAUUUUUGUGCUUGAAAAAAGAAUUCAGGGAUAUUAUAGCAGAUGCCACCAAGGAAAUGGGAAAUGGAAUGGCAGAUUAUGCUAAUGAUCCUGUACAUAAUAAAUAUGGUAUCGUGACCCUUAAAGAUUAUGAUAAAUAUUGUUAUUCUGUAGCAGGAUUACCUGGUAUUAGUCUUACCAGAUUAUUUGUCGUCAGUGGAUUGGAAGAUCCAGAAAUUGGCAAGAACCUAGAAUUAGCAAAUACGGUGGGAUUAUUUAUACAAAAAACCGGUAUGAUCCGAGAUUAUUUAGUUGAUGAUCAAGAGGGACGUCAAUGGUGGCCAAAGGAAAUUUGGUCUAAAUAUUUUAAAGACUUUUCAGAACUAAAGAAACCAGAAAAUGCAACGGGUGCUGUUAAUUGCUUAUCAGAUAUUAUUCACAAUGCACUUCUACAUGUACCUGAUUGUUUGACAUUUAUGAAUCGAACAAAAGAACAAAGUUUUUUUAAUUUUUGUGCUAUUCCGCAUGUUAUUGCAAUAGCUAGAUUAUCAAUUUGGUUUAGGAAUCAUAAUUUCUUUAAAAAACAUGUCAAACUUCGAAAAGGCCAUCGUGUCAUUGCUAGUAAAAAUGAUCCACAAGACCCAAAUUAUUUGAAAAUCGGUAUGGCAUGUGAUUGA
Messenger RNA from Diversispora eburnea, 1047 nucleotides. NCBI's taxonomy places the organism in Eukaryota, Fungi, Glomeromycota, Glomeromycetes, Diversisporales, Diversisporaceae. The record is from the annotation of a GenBank genome assembly.